ACUAUACAGCAGCAAAAGCAGGCAUUCUCUACCUCCUUGAGCUUGCACUUUGAAAACAUUUUGGAUUAAUUCUUUAAACUAUUUUGGCAGAAAUGGCUGAGCAAGAAAGUCUGGAGUUUGGCAAGGCUGAUUUUGUCCUUUUGGAUUCCAUAACCAUGGAAGAUUUCAUGAACAAUUUGAAACUGAGGUUUGAGAAGGGACGGAUUUACACCUACAUUGGAGAGGUGGUUGUGUCUGUAAACCCUUAUAGAGAAACAAAUGCGUAUGGGAAAGACAUGAUAGAACACUAUAAAGGACGGGAGCUGUAUGAGAGACCACCACACUUGUAUGCUAUUGCAGACGCUGCAUACAAAGCCAUGAAACGAAGGUCAAAAGACACUUGCAUUGUAAUAUCAGGUGAAAGUGGCGCUGGGAAGACAGAAGCUAGUAAAUACAUCAUGCAGUACAUCGCUGCCAUAACAAAUCCUACCCAGAGGGAAGAAGUAGAAAGAGUGAAGAACAUCCUGCUCAAGUCUAACUGUGUUUUGGAGGCUUUUGGCAAUGCUAAGACAAACAGGAAUGAUAACUCCAGUCGCUUUGGGAAGUACAUGGACAUCAAUUUUGACUUUAAAGGUGAUCCUACAGGAGGCCAUAUCAACAAUUAUCUUCUUGAGAAGUCUCGUGUCCUGAAGCAGCACUCUGGAGAAAGGAACUUCCACUCGUUCUAUCAGUUGCUUCUAGGAGGAUCUGAAAGUCAGCUGAAAUCCCUUCACCUCCAGAAAGACCCUGCAAUGUACAUUUUCACAAGAGAGGGUGCAAAUACUACUACUAAUACCAGUGACAGGGCAAAUCACAAAGCUGUCGCAGAGGCCAUGAAAGUGAUUGGUUUUACUCCUGAAGAGAUAAACUCAGUCUACAAAAUUCUGGCUACCAUAUUGCAUGUGGGUAAUAUUGUCUUUGGCUCUGAGGCGGAUGUCACAGUAAUUAAAAAUACUGAGCUUGUCACACACAUUGCUGAUCUAACCUCAGCUACACCAGAGGAUGUAAGCAAAGCCUUGUUGUUUCGCACUGUUGCCAGUGGAGGCAAGGAAGUCUUUGAAAAAGGACACACAGAAAAAGAAGCAAACUAUGGAAGGGAUGCUUUUGCCAAGGCCAUAUACGAGAGACUAUUCUGCUGGAUUGUAGCUCAGAUAAAUAAUAUUAUUGAAGUAAAAGACUAUGACCCCUGGCUUCAUGGCAAGAACAUUGUAAUUGGUGUCCUGGAUAUCUAUGGCUUUGAAAUAUUUGAAAAAAACAGCUUUGAACAGUUUUGCAUCAAUUACUGCAAUGAGAAGCUGCAACAACUCUUCAUUGCACUGAUCCUGCAACAAGAACAGGAGGAGUAUCAAAGGGAAGACAUUGAAUGGCAUCAGGUCGAAUACUUCAACAAUCAAAUUAUUGUAGACCUAGUAGAACAGUCCCAUAAGGGAAUUUUCUCCAUUCUUGAUGAGGCAUGUUUGACUGCUGGACAAAUUACAGACACAAUGUUCUUAGAUUCAAUGAACAAUAAGCUCUCCAAGCAUCCACAUUAUACGAGCAGAAAGCUGUAUGCCUCAGACAAGACCAUGGAGUUUGAUCGCCACUUUCGAAUCAAGCAUUAUGCUGGGGACGUAACAUACAAUGUGGAAGGAUUUCUAGACAAAAACAAAGACACACUGUUCCAAGACUUCAAACGUUUGAUGUACAACAGCUCAAAUCCUGUCCUGAAAAGCAUGUGGCCUGAAGGAGAGUUGAGCAUUACAGAAGUGACCAAGCGUCCCUUGACCGCUGCCACCUUAUUCAAGAACUCAAUGUGUGCCUUAGUGGAGAACCUGGCUUGCAAGGAGCCAUAUUACGUGCGUUGCAUCAAGCCAAAUGAUCAAAAGUCACCUGUGCUCUUUGACUAUGAACGUGCCCGACACCAAGUGGAGUACCUAGGAUUGUUGGAGAAUGUCCAUGUACGCAGGGCUGGUUUUGCGUACAGACAGCCCUAUCAGAGGUUUUUGCAAAGGUACAAAAUGACUUGUCCUUUCACGUGGCCAAACCACAUGAUGGAGAUGGAUGGUCAAGCUGUCAAAGCAAUCAUUGAUGAGCACAAUUUCCAGGAUGAUGUAGCGUAUGGGAGGACAAAGGUUUUCAUCCGCACACCACAAACACUUUUUGCACUAGAACAGCAUCGAGCAGAACUGAUUCCGUAUAUUAUUGUCCUUUUACAGAAGGUUUGGAGAGGGGCUAUUGCAAGGAAACGUUACAGGCGAAUGCAUGCAGUUUACACCAUCAUGGCUUGCUACAAGCAAUACAAAAAUAAAUCAUAUUUUCUGGAGGUACUGCAGCGUUUCCAGAAUGUGCGCAACAUGCCUGAUUACGGGAAAAGCAUUGAGUGGCCAGAUCCACCUGCUGUCCUCCAUAGGUUCCAAGAGAUCACAAAGAACUUAUUCCGAAGGUGGAGAGCUCGCCAAAUUGUGAAGAACAUUCCACCUUCAGACAUGCCUCAGAUUAAGGCAAAGGUGGCUGCCAUGGAGUUCCUGAAUGGACAACGUCAGGACUGGGGAUACCAGAGGACUUGGGAACGAGACUACCUUUCAUCUGCAAAGGAAAACCCUCAGAUGACCUCACAGUUUGCCAAAGCUGCAAAGGAACUGAAGUCCAAAGACGGAUACAGUUGUGUACUUUUCUCCUGUCAUAUCAGAAAGGUAAACAGAUUCAAUAAAAGUGAAGACCGUGCAAUUCUGAUAACUGACAAACAUUUAUACAAGUUGGAGCCCCUCAAACAGUACAAGGUCAUGAAGUCCAUUCCUCUGACUAAUAUGAUAGGCCUGAGUGUGACAAGUGGCCGGGAUCAAUUGGUGGUGUUCCACACCAUGGACAACGAUGACUUUGCAGCCUGUUUACAUAAAAUGCAACCAGAGAAUGAGAAUCGGAUCGGAGAACUUGUUGGGGUGCUAGCAGACCACUUCAGGGAGAAGAAAAAGAACUUCAACGUAAAUAUUUCAGACUGUGUUCAGUUGAAAAUGAGAGGGAAGAAUAAGACCAUCUCUGUAGAAAUAAAACCAGGACAAGCACAUCCAGACUUCCGCAAGAAUCGCAUAGGCUUCACUUUGUAUUUACCCAGAAAAUAAUUACAAGGAAGAACAUGAUGAAUCUUUAUGUAGAACACCAACUGUCACACAUCCUACUUGUUCUGAAUUGUAUUACUAUACAAAUGCAUAUGUAUGCUUAACUAAUAUGUCAAAAGAUUUCCAGUAAAAGCCUGGAUGUGCUCUUUCUGCAGCUAUCCUGAAUGUAGGCAAAGGCUUUCAUUACAGUGGCAGUGAAACAUCCAUCUCAUUUGCAAUAUUUUGACAUAUAUUUAUAUAUAUAUAAAAUGGAAAAGCAGCUUUUCAUUUUUUUCACAGUGCUGCAUUAUUUAUGCAGCAUUUUUCUUAUGUAAUUUUGUGAGCUUAUUCACAACCAUUUCUAAAAUUGUAUAAGUCUUUUGACAGAUGUUAAGAAAACAGCAGUUAAUUUUAUUCUGUUUAUGUAAGUUUUAAUCUAAAGGUUGAAACAGACAAUACCUCCUAUUGCUCAAGCUCUUCUGAGGUGUAAAAAUGUACAGAAUGCAUCUGCAGCCGCUGGUGACAGGUAACUGGAAAAAUAGAGGGCCUGGGUAACCUCUGAUGUAGGUAAUUCCCACAGGCAGGGAUAAAUCUGUCAGACAACAGCACCUGUUGUCCAUUCAUUCUACUGCUGCCAGUGAAAACCACUGUCAUGUCUGGGUCAAGCAUUUCUAAAUACAAUGACAAGGCAGCUCGCUAAGCUGAAUGAAUGCAUGUAUAACACUUUAUAAAAAAGGUGGAGGAGGUUCUUCCUCAUGGAAAAAAAGGGUUAUGCUCCCCAUUGGCUGAUGAUGUUGUGGGUGGUUAAAGUACUUAGAUUUUAGCAGAAGAUUAUGACACUGUAACUUAUUAAAUCUCUGCUGAUUUAACCUCUAAAAUUAGUUACAUUUUCAGUCCGUAGGCCUUCCUAGCUAGAUUGUACCAGUGUUAUUUUCCUGGUGAAUGAGUCCUAAGCUAUAAAAAGGAAAGAAAAUAAUCAAUUUGCAGCAAAGAAAUGCUAUUACCAGGAGAAGUUCCUUUGGAUCCAGAUGAAAUAGCACACUGUUGCUAAGCAACCUUGCUGCUGUGGGCCUACAGCCCCAUUCUACAACUUCUGUUCGGCAUAAUCCUUCAUUAAAAGAUGUUUAUGCAGAGUUGCAACUGAUUAAAACUCCUGUAUUGGAGGAGGUAGGUGUUAGGUUUUCUCUGCUGGAGGCACAGCUGAAUGACCUGACAUUUCUGGCUACAGUAGCAGGCCAUCAUCAGUCUGCUUAGGAAGGUGGUUGCCUGUUUGGGAACACAAGCUGUUAAUUUAGAGGAUGACUUGGAAGACCGGUAGACUAACAGAAAUUUGUUGUAUUUCUUUUGUGUCUGGAGACUGUAACAACCCUGACUACAAUGCUUUUAUUUAAGUUUUGUUGACUGUUCUUACUUUAGUUUGCUGUCAAUUCCUUCUUAAAAGAGCAUAUAGGGCUUCUUUUCCUUACACAAAUGUUGAGUGGAAAGCCCAUGAUACAUAUGUAUGCAUACCUUGCUAAUUACGUGGGAAAGGAUACACUUCUGAAAAAGCUGUGGUCACUCUUUAGGCCUCAGAUUAUUGCUAAUUGUGACGCUGAAAAAGUUGUGGUCACCCUCCAGGACACAGAAUCUUGAGAAAUCUGGGAUUGUUGUUGAGAGUUAUUGUUGAAAUUGAAUACUAUAGUAAAACAAUAUAAUUUACCCCAUUAUGUUAGUUAGUUCCUAAAGAAGGCAGUGCUUUGGUUUAAGUUGUUAAAAUCAGCAAAUGCAUAUAUCCUUUUUACCAGAGAGGUCAGUGGACUUUGUUACUCUUCAUGAUAUGCUGAGACCAUUGCAGGAAUGAUGCGCAGUGCUCAGAGAUGUCAGAGAGAGGUUGCUACCACUAAAGAAAAGCAUCAUUACAACUCCAAGCAAAGAAGUGAUGUAGCAGAGAACAUUUGUGUUUUUUAUGAGCCUUCCAAACACUUUACAGUCACUGACUGUUAUUUGGGCUUAAGUGAAAUUAAAUGAACAAUGAGUGGUGAUACAUAGCUUAAUGGUUCAUGACGUAACUAAACAAAGUGCCUUUUUAUUCUUUUUCUAACUUAACUUUACCUCUGUGCAAUAUUCAUGUGAAUUAUCAGGGAUCUGUUCAGGCAUUGCACUAACUUUAUUGCCAUUUGUACUUUUCUAAAAGUAACACCCAUUUCAUGCAUCUCCCAGAAUAAUAUAUAUAUAUAUAUAUAUAUAUAUAUAUAUAUAUAUAUAUAUAUAUAUAUAUA
Messenger RNA from Protopterus annectens (West African lungfish), 5350 nucleotides. Its product is annotated as unconventional myosin-Id-like. The record is from RefSeq and is a predicted model, not a curated record. NCBI's taxonomy places the organism in Eukaryota, Metazoa, Chordata, Ceratodontiformes, Protopteridae. The transcript has 22 exons. Gene Ontology annotation, biological process: actin filament organization; vesicle transport along actin filament. Gene Ontology annotation, molecular function: actin filament binding; ATP binding; microfilament motor activity. Gene Ontology annotation, cellular component: vesicle; cytoplasm; myosin complex. The coding region runs from base 93 to 3116 and encodes 1007 amino acids.